GACAUGCUAACAUGUUCGACUGCAAAAAGUUGGGGAAAGCCCCAGCACUAACGUCGAAUAAGUAGGUGUUAGACCAAUUACAAUGUUCAAACCCGUUUGACGAGGUACCGAGGCUGUUUGGAUGAAAGAACAAGUGUGGGAGAAACAUACUUACUCGUACGUUCUCCUCGCUCAUCUUCUGUUACUAUCCUCUCAUCUGAAUUCUACUCUGCACUUCUCCUUACCGUACUAUCAUUGCCCUCUAUUGCUUCCUGACUGGGAUCGAUUUCGGGCUUCUCUGGCCUCAGAUUUUGCUAUCAUCCGUUUAGAAUAACUCACUGUCUUCGCACAUCACACCUAUAGCGAGACAAUUCCAUACAUCGUCACAAUCGCGCAGCAGAAAGGAUUCGAAGCCUUUUCCUCCGCAACUCAGCCCGCCCAUCCAUUCGUCAUGCCACACGCAAGCCUGACCCGUGACGCCGUCGCCACGCACAACACCCCAGAAGACCUGUGGACGAUCAUCGACCACAAAGUGUACGACGUGACCGACUUCGCCGACGCCCACCCAGGAGGCUCUGUAGUCCUCGAGCAAGUCGCAGGAACCGACGCCACGGAAGCAUUCUACAACCUGCACCGGCACGAGGUGCUGCAGAAGUAUGCGUCGCUGUGCAUCGGGACGCUCGAGGGCGAGAAGUCCGAGGUGAUUGAGCCGGAGAUCGGUGGGCUGUCGCCCGUGCCGUAUGCGGAGCCGCUGUGGCUGAGGCCGCAGUUCCACUCGCCAUACUUCAAUGACAGUCACAGGGCGUUGAGGAGGAAGGUGAGGGAGUUCGUGGACAAGUACGUCACGCCCGAGGCGCAGGAGAAAGAGAGGGACGGCACGUAUAUCAGCCAGGAGUUGAUUGAUCGGAUGGCGGAGACGGGAAUCUUGGGCAUGAGGCUGGGACCUGGAAAGCAUCUCCAUGGGAAGAACCUCCUCGGUGUGGUCAAGGGAGAGGAUUUCGACUAUCUUCACGAUCUCGUGCAGGCACAGGAAUUUGCUAGGGCGAAUGCUCGAGGGUUCCAGGAUGGCAACAUGGCGGGAAUGAUGAUCUCGUUGACUGCGGUCCUGCAAUGGAUGGGCAACGAGGAGCUCAAGCAGAAAGUCACAGCCGAAGUUCUGGGAGGCAAGAAGAAGAUGUGCCUGGCUAUCACCGAGGCCUUUGCCGGAUCCGACGUCGCCGGCCUACGCACGACGGCGGAGAAGACGCCCGACGGCAAGCACUACAUUGUGCGUGGCACGAAGAAGUGGAUCACCAACGGCAUGUGGUGCGAUUACUUCGUCACGGGAUGCAAGACGGAGAAGGGCUUCAGCGUGCUGCUGAUCCCGCGUCAGGAGGGCGUCGAGACGUCUCUGAUCAAGACGUCGUACUCGACGGCGGCGGGCACCGCAUUUGUUGAGUUCAACAACGUAAAGGUUCCGGUGGAGAACAUUUUGGGCGAGGAGGACAAGGGAUUCAUCGUGAUCAUGUCCAACUUCAACCACGAGCGGUUCAUGAUGGCGUGCGGUGUUAACCGAUGGUCUCGAACGGUGGUAGAGGAGUGCCUGAAAUGGUGUAACCAGCGCAUAGUGUUCGGCAAGAAGCUCAUUGAGCAGCCGGCGAUACGACAGAAACUCGCCAAAAUGCUCGCCGCAAUCGAAGCCUCUCAAUCCUGGCUCGAGCUCCUCGCCCACCAAAUGUCCAACAUGACCUACGCACAACAAACCGCCCUCCUCGGCGGCCCCAUCGCGCUCCUGAAGACGCACUCGACGCGCGUGGCGCACGAGAUCGCCGACGAGGCCGUCAACAUCUUCGGCGGGAGGGGUCUCACGCAGGGCGGCAUGGGACGCGUCGUCGAGAUGUUCCAUCGCACGUACAAGUUUGAUGCGAUUUUGGGUGGUACCGAGGAGAUUUUGGGGGAUUUGGGGGUUAGGCAGGCGGUUAAGGGGUUUCCGAAGAGUAUGCUUUAGGGGAUGGGAGGGGGAGGAUGUACGAAUUGUAGAGGU
Molecule: messenger RNA, 2002 nt
Organism: Aaosphaeria arxii CBS 175.79
Lineage: Eukaryota; Fungi; Ascomycota; Dothideomycetes; Pleosporales
Product: acyl-CoA dehydrogenase family protein
Exons: 5
Coding region: 431-1966 (511 amino acids)
Molecular function (GO): acyl-CoA dehydrogenase activity; flavin adenine dinucleotide binding
Source: RefSeq, a predicted model, not a curated record